Molecule: messenger RNA, 432 nt
Organism: Polistes canadensis
Lineage: Eukaryota; Metazoa; Arthropoda; Insecta; Hymenoptera; Vespidae
Exons: 1
Source: RefSeq, a predicted model, not a curated record
AUGAUGGUCGCAUGGAUUAUUUCCCUCGAUCAGCUGGCGCCACGACUGGCGGAGGUGUAUGUGACCCUUAAGGAGGCGAAGGGACCUGUCCCUCCAAAUAUUAGGGCAGCACUUGGCGCUUUUGCCAGGAUGGGGGCGAUUGCCGCAUGGAAGAAGGAGGAGAUCGGGUUGAUAGAAGUUACAGGAGAGACAGGGGUGCGGAGUAGGGCAGCUAUUGCUGACAGGUUGGAGGAGUGGGUUGGGAGGCCGUACUCCAUUUGUACGACCUUUCACGCCACUCAGCUGAUGACUGGCUAUCGCUGCUUUCACGCGUACUUGUAUGGAAUCAGAAGAACAGACUCCCCGCUGUGCUUUCAUUGCGGGGCGGAUAGAGACGAUGCGGAACACCCUCUGAUCGAAUGCCCAGCGUGGACGAAUGCAAGGGAUUCCUUG